AUGAGAGUAACACGAGGUUUAUUCUUCGUACUGUUGUUGAAUUGGACUCCUUUACAGAAAAUCGUAGCAAUCCCAGUGGAUGAAUUUGAACAAGAAGCUUCCACAACAUCAAUCUUCUCAACGGAUACUACUCAAUAUAACAGUUCUUAUUUCUCUUCAUUGCAUUAUCUGACCGCCAGCACUGACUCAACGAUUUCAUCUACGGAUAGUACCGUUAAUACUGACUCAACGAUUUCAUCUACGGACAGUACCGUUAGUACUGACCCAACGAUUUCAUCUACGGAUAGUACCGUUAGUACUGACCCAACGAUUUCAUCUACGGAUAGUACCGUUAGUACUGACCCAACGAUUUCAUCUACGGAUAGUACCGUUAGUACUGACCCAACGAUUUCAUCUACGGACAGUACCGUUAGUACUGACCCAACGAUUUCAUCUACGGACAGUACCGUUAGUACUGACCCAACGAUUUCAUCCACGGACAGUAAUCCCAUGGCUGCCGAGAGUUCUCUGUUUGAUGUUGAAAAUUCAACGCAGUUCAAUGACACUGACGACUCAAUAACAUCAACAUUCGAUAAAUUAAGUACGAUUGAUGCAGUGAAAUUGCGAGUUGUUGUUGGUCCUAAAAUACUUCAAAUACAUCGUGGACAGAUAACUUAUGAGCUAACCUGUACCGUCUACGGUGUCGAUGCGAGUACACAUAUCUACUGGAGUCAUGAAGAGCUCUAUCGACGUUACGUCUUUACCGAUAAAGAGAUUAAAAGUGCUUCACCUUGGAAAAUAACACACAAAACGCAUAUUACAGUUGUCUUUCCAAAUUCUCUGGAUAAGUAUACAUGUGUCGCGCGAGAUAUAAAAGGCAAUACUGUCUCCGAUACUGUUUCUACGCAAAUAGAUUCUGAUACUCAUGAUCAAAAUUUUGGAAGAAGUAGUCUUGGUUUUAAACCUUUGCGCAUUAUUGCACCGGAUACGAAUGAUAAAGAUCAUGUAGAAAUUGAAUGUACAGGCGCAGAUUCCUACGAUGAAAGCAAAAUAAAAUGGUAUUUUAACAAUCGGCGUCUUGUUAAUGGGCAUCCCUUUUAUCCUCGUGGAAAAAUUCUUCUUAUUGAUCCAGUUACACCAUCACAGUCAGGAAAUUAUCGUUGUACAAUUGGCGAUCAUCGCUAUGUAGAAUCCUCUAUUACUCUUACAUUUUCAAAAAAACCAGAUGACAUUGUUCAUCCAGUAUUCGAUCCGGCGAGUCCAUUAUCUAUUAACGAAGGAGAAAGUCAAUUAAUUCGAUGUCGAUCGGGAUAUUAUUUAGCUUACUGCGUAUUCCGUAACGGUCAAAGACUUCCAUCGGGCGUCUAUCAAAAUGGCAAUAUUUUAAUGAUUACAAAUGCAACUUCUCGUUACUCUGGAAUGUAUAAUUGCACGCUAAUGAAUAAUGACGGUAAACUUUUACGGAUUCCAUAUGAAAUUCAAGUGAAACGUAAGCAAACACACAAUUUGUCCCGAAGUAUGAUUAAAAUAAAACUAAACUCCUCUAUUAUCUUUUGUUAUUUUUCUUUUGUAUGUGGUUUACCAAAACUAAUUGUCCGUCCACAAAUCAUAGAUCUAGUUGAAGGUCAACGACUGAUUAUCGAAUAUACAGUUAUUUCAGAAGAACCAGUUGAAAUAGUUUGGAAGAAAUAUGUAAAUCAUAGUUAUGAAUCAAUUUCAUCUGCCUUUAUAAUCGAAUCAGAUCGACUUAUUCUCCAACGUGCUACAUUAGAUGUAGUUGGAACUUAUCAGGUUAUCGUACGUAAUUCAUAUGGUGAAAGUCGACAAAAUCUACGUAUAAAUGUAAAACCACGACGUAGUCAACAACGAGAAUCUGUUCAAGUAACAAUUCAACCAAAGGAAAUUAUAAUUGAAGCUAAUGAAAGAACAAUCUUGAACUGUGAUGUGAAAGGUGCUCAACAAUAUCGAGUUACAUGGAAUAAAUUCGCUUAUAAUACUAGUCUUCCCGAUUACGCUCAUCAACAAGGAAAUGAUCUGAUCAUUUUCCCAUCCAAUGAUACACCUACUGAAACGAUGUAUUUCGAAUGUCAAGUUGAUGUAUCUGGUGAAUCUGUAUCAUAUAAUGCUUACGUACAAGUUACCAUUGGUAAUGGAAAAAGUGAACGAAGUAAUACCAAUAAAUAA
This is a messenger RNA of Adineta ricciae, 2163 nucleotides long. Lineage: Eukaryota; Metazoa; Rotifera; Eurotatoria; Adinetida; Adinetidae. The record is from the annotation of a GenBank genome assembly.